CACUUGUCCUCACGUCUUCUCACUUUGUACACACCCCCAGCAGGUGCUUUCACUUGAAGUUAACUGUGCAGUUGUGCUUUAGGCUGUGACUUUCAGUUUAGGUGUUAUUUCACCAAAGAGCGUAGGAGGGCCUAAAGGCUGCAGGGGGCUCUGUGACAAUUUUUUAGGGUGAAACAGUUUGAAGGGUGCCCACUGCCUGCUGCACCUCUGUCCUCAGGUGGUGCCCGGACGUCCAGUCGGAGUGAAGGUGACACAAGGCCACCCUUCAUCCUUCUACAGAGCCAGAGCUGCCCUGUAUCUGCGCUCAUCCAGUCAAGACUUUGUCUCUGGCCAUCAGAGCAUCUCUGCCUCGGUUCCAGUUAUGUCAAAUCCAGUGGGCAGUUUAUCAGAAGGAACAGAGUACAGAUCCCCGAUUGGGAUGACAGAGGACUCCCUGGCCAUCCUGGAGCAAAACAGAGUCUCUGGAGAGCCCUGGGACAUCGGGGAGACCAAACCAUGCAUGGAGGGCCAAGAACGUGGUGUCUAUCUGUCCUGUUUCGACAUGCUUCUCACUGAAGAUGCCACUUGGCUGGUGAAAGUUUCUGAGGCUUCUCCAGCUAUGGCUGUACCCAUGUACCGCAUGGAGCCCCAGGAGGAACCAGAGCAGUGCCCCGUCAUCGACAGCCAGGAACACGGCCUCUCUUCUGGGCUGGAGGGGCAGGAGGAGGAGCGGUCCCUGGAGCAGGUGCAGAGCAUGGUGGUGGGAGAAGUGCUAAAGGACAUUGAAACAGCCUGCAAACUGCUCAACAUCACCGCAGACCCCAUAGAGUGGAACACAGGAAAUGUCCAGAAGUGGCUGCUGUGGACUGAACAUCUGUACAGGCUGCCCCACGCAGGGAAGGCCUUCAUGGAUCAGACAGGGAAGGAUCUGUGUGCCAUGAGCGAAGAGGAGUUCCGCCAGCGCUCCCCGCAGUGCGGAGACACGCUGCACGCUCACCUGGACAUCUGGAAGUCAGCUGCCUGGAUGAAAGAGAGGUGUUCAGAUGGAGAUAUAAAAACUACAGCUGGGGAGGAUCUUUGGUCCGAGGCAGAUUCCUCUUGUUCCGGUCAGCCCAUCCAUCUGUGGCAGUUCCUCAGAGAGCUGCUGCUGAAACCUCACAGCUACGGACGCUGCAUCCGCUGGCUCAACAAGGAAAAAGGUAUUUUUAAAAUCGAAGACUCUGCUCACGUGGCGAGGCUGUGGGGACUCAGGAAGAACCGACCUGCCAUGAACUAUGACAAACUGAGCCGCUCCAUACGUCAGUACUACAAGAAGGGCAUCAUCCGCAAGCCUGACGUGUCCCAGAGACUGGUGUACCAGUUUGUUCACCCAGUGUGAGGAGGAGGAGGAGGAGACGGAAACCUACCAAACCCAGAGGACAAACUGUCUCACAAUGCACUUGAACACCACAUGAAAAGGUGACAGGAAACACAGAAAGACCUAACACACUUUCUCUGCCAACACUGAAGCAACUGAAUGAAGGUGUUCUGUGCAUGGGCUGGAGAGGAAGAGACAAAACAAUGUGGCUGUGGAGGCUUUUCCCUUAAUGAAACUAAAGCAGAUUAAAAAACAAAUCAAAAUAAACCUGCCUUGUCAUUUUCUGCAUGAUCUGCCUGUUUAUCUUUCCUUAAUGUGAUCUCAUUUGACUCCUCACAGCAAACAGUUAGAUCUGAUUGCUCUCAGGAAAACGCCCACAGCUACAUUUGCUUAGUCUUUUUGUUUCGCUCAUCUUGACCACUGACUGUCUCUGUUUGAAUUAGAGCCAGUUUUCCUGACACAGUUGGAAAUGGUGGUUGGGAUUGUUUUGCUUGUUUUGGGUUUGGUCCUGGCUGUUGUACUCACAAUCAGUCAGUCAUCUUCUACUGAAACCCAUCGACUAUCUUUGUAUAAUCUCAAAAGUACAGAGAAGGAAGCCUCAGAGCGAAACCUGUUUCUGAACGAACACGUGUCAUGUCAUUACUUUUCCAAGGUGUCACUUUAGGGAGUGAUCCAUUUCCUUAUGGUUUCCCUGCUGAAGAGCCCUGCUUUAUAUUUGAUUCUGUUCACUUUUGUUUGUACUGCCCUACAAGGCAUUUAAUGUUGUUUUUUUUAACUGGAAGCAUUCAAAAUAAAAUAAAUAGAUGUGAAAUUAAAAAUCAUAUCAAUAAUUACAAAGUAUAUGAUGUGAGCUUGUAAAAUAAUUCAACUUUGUUUGUAGAUCAAUGGUUGGACGGUUUACCAGUGUUGUUCAAACUGAAUAUUUCUUGAAAGAAAAUGAUAUGGAUUAUAUAUAUGUUUGAUUCAUUUAGCACCAUGUUCCAAAUGUAACUCAUACAAUAGCUUGGUUUUCUAUCAAUAACUACAACUCUAAUCAUUCUUGGUUGUGAGUUUUUGUUGUUGUUGUUGUGCUAAUUAGCGUUGUUUAAGUCAUUUAACUACAUCAUGAUUUCCCACUAAGAGUUUACUAUAAAGUUAUAUUAUUAAAUUAA
Trematomus bernacchii (emerald rockcod) is the source of this 2487-nucleotide messenger RNA. Its product is annotated as SAM pointed domain-containing Ets transcription factor. Gene Ontology annotation, biological process: regulation of transcription by RNA polymerase II; cell differentiation. NCBI's taxonomy places the organism in Eukaryota, Metazoa, Chordata, Actinopteri, Perciformes, Nototheniidae. The record is from RefSeq and is a predicted model, not a curated record. The transcript is spliced from 6 exons. Gene Ontology annotation, cellular component: nucleus. Bases 362 to 1357 code for a protein of 331 amino acids. Gene Ontology annotation, molecular function: sequence-specific DNA binding; DNA-binding transcription factor activity, RNA polymerase II-specific.